AUCACCUCAUACCUCAUGCCGCCACGCACGCCUCCCAAGGGCAGCAGCAGCAGCAGCAGUAGCAGUGCCUCUCGCCGCGCCGCCGCCGCCGCCAUGGAGAGCCCCACGCUCGAUGCGCGCUUCUCGCUGCGCGGCCUGGCCGAGGCCGACGUCGGCGACGACUCGGGGCUCGUCGACUUUGCCGCCCUGCGCGUCGCCGAGCCUUCGUCGCCGGCUGCGCCCGUGGCGCGCACCACAAAGGCACCCACGGCCGUGCCGCGUCGUGCGCCCCGUCCCUCGUGGGGUCCCCUGGGCCCGCCUACUGCAGCAGCCAGCAAGGCCAAGAUGCGCCUGCUCGAGGGCAUCGCCGACUCGAGCGCGCUCGAAGAGGAGGCGUCGCGCCGCAGUGCCCCGCCCGUCGCCGGCGCCGGCGCCCGGCCGCGCGCCCGCUACUCGCUCUUCCAGAAGGCAUCGCUCUACGCCGCCGACUCGAGCGCCGCGGCCGCAGACGAGUCCUUCGCGCCGGAAGCGCACGACGACGCAGAUGACUCGUACCUGCACGCUGCCUCUGCGCCGCCGCCGGCAAUGAGCGCGUCCACGGCGGAAGAGCCCACGCCCUCAUCGCGCGCCGAGAGCGCAGAGGCGAGGGCGGCUCAGCUGGCGGAGCUGAGGAGGAUGAACGAGACGUUUGAGGCGUACGAGAGGAUGCUGCUCGAGAGCCGGGAGCAGGUCGAGACGUUCUCGACGCGCAUCGCCCAGACCGACGCGCUGCUCGACAUGUACAUCGAUCUGCUGCGCCAAGCCGACCGUACACAGCGGCUGCUUCUCGAUGCAGACUGGCACGGCGCUACCGAGGACGCAGCAGCGCACGCCCUCUCCCUCGAGCUGGCCGCACGCGAGACUGCGCCGGCGCCGGCUCCGGCUCCGGCUAUCUCCCGGCCCAGCGGUAUCGCGCGUGCUCGUGGCGCGAGCGCAGGCGCUCCCACGCGAGGCACGGGCACUCGCACGGCUGCGUCUGGCACCGGCACGACGGGCACUGGCACAGGAGGCGUGCGCAGCUCGGGCUAUGGGCCUCGCUGA
Messenger RNA from Tilletiopsis washingtonensis, 1059 nucleotides. RefSeq lists its product as hypothetical. The transcript has 4 exons. Gene Ontology annotation, cellular component: DASH complex; mitotic spindle. The coding region runs from base 16 to 1059 and encodes 347 amino acids. The record is from RefSeq and is a predicted model, not a curated record. Lineage: Eukaryota; Fungi; Basidiomycota; Exobasidiomycetes; Entylomatales. Gene Ontology annotation, biological process: mitotic cell cycle.